CUGUGAUCAACGGUUGGGAGGAGAGAUUCCAAAAAAGGAGUAAGUUUCUUCUUAUUUUGCCAAGAAAUUGGCAGAGAAAAGUUAUAGAAUCGUGAGAGGUGGUGACAAUCGAGUGGAACGGAGAUUACCCUGUAUGAACGCGUUGUAGUUUAACAACGCCGAUACCGAACUACUACUUCUGUCUGCCGAAAGAUUUAAUUUGAUGCAUCAGUAAUUGAAAAUGUCUGUUCCAAAUGGACCCACACGUACACAGACCAUAUUGGAUAAUAUGGUGGGUGUCGGUGACUGUGUACUAUUAGAUCCAGUAACAGAGGAUGCAUUUGUUGAUAAUCUGUUACUCAGAUUUCGUGCCAAAGAUGUUUAUACAUACAUUGGUAAUGUUGUAGUAUCAGUUAACCCCUAUCAAAGUUUGCCGCUGUAUGGAGACAAGAAGAUAGAUGAAUACCGUGGUAGAAACCUUUAUGAAUUACCACCACAUAUUUAUGCAAUUUCAGAUGAUGCAUAUCGGUCUAUGCGAGACAAGAAUAGAGAUCAGUGUAUUAUCAUUACAGGUGAAAGUGGUGCUGGUAAAACAGAGGCUAGCAAGAUAGUUAUGCAAUAUGUAGCUGCAGUAUCAGGUAAAGGAAAAGACAUUGAUGAAGUGAAAGAACAACUUUUACAGUCAAACCCAGUGUUAGAAGCUUUUGGAAAUGCCAAGACACUUAGAAAUGACAAUUCUUCCAGAUUUGGAAAAUACAUGGAUAUGGAAUUUGAUUUCAAGGGAGAUCCAGUUGGUGGUGUCAUCACAAACUAUUUACUAGAAAAGUCGCGUGUGAUAGAUCAGAGUCCUAAAGAACGAAAUUUUCAUAUGUUUUAUCAACUACUUUCUGGGGCUCCCAGUCUUCUACUUGAGGAGCUUAUGUUAGAUAGAGAUGCCGAAAAAUACAACUUUUUAAACCAAAGCGGAUGCAUAAAUGUGGACACUAUUGAUGAUAAGAAAGACUUCGCAGUAACUCAGAAAGCCAUGCAAGUGUUAGGAUUUUCAGAUGAAGAAAUUCUAGGCAUCUAUAAACUCUUAGCGGCCAUUUUGAAACUUGGUAAUAUCCAGUUUGAGUGUUACACGGAAAAGAGUGGCAUGGAAGCUGUGAAAAUAUUGCAAGAAAAAGAGAUGAUUGAGAUAUGUGACUUGUUAGACUGUGAACCAAAUGAUAUAUUACAAUCAUUGACCAAGCGUAGUAUGAUGGGUGGUAAAGGUGAUAAAGUUGUGACAUCAUUGGACCCUUCACAUGCUGUCUAUGGUAGAAAUGCUGUCUGUAAAGCCAUAUAUGCAAGAUUAUUUGAGUGGAUCAUCAAGACAAUCAAUGAAAGCAUCAGGGUAUCCAAGACUAAGAGGAAAGUGAUGGGAGUACUUGAUAUCUAUGGAUUUGAAAUAUUCCAGAACAACAGUUUUGAACAGUUUAUUAUCAACUACUGUAAUGAGAAGCUGCAGCAGAUUUUUAUUGAGUUGACAUUGAAAGAAGAACAGGAUGAGUAUGUACAGGAGGGAAUUGAGUGGACACACAUUGAAUAUUUCAAUAAUGCUGUUAUUUGUGACCUUAUUGAAAAGAAUAACAAAGGUAUCCUGGCGAUGCUGGAUGAUGAGUGUUUGAGACCUGGUACUGUUACUGACAUAACAUUCCUGAAUAAAUUAAACUCUUCACCGUUCAUAGCCAAUCAAAAGUUCUAUGAAAGCCGUACCAAAAUGAAAUCUGACAAAUCUAUUCUACAUCACUGUUUUAGAGUGAAGCACUAUGCAGGAGAUGUAACUUACAAUGUGAAUGGAUUUAUUGACAAGAAUAAUGACUUGUUGUUCCGAGAUUUAUCACAAGCAAUGUAUAAAUGUGAUCAUCUUUUACUCAAGUUAUUAUUCCCAGAGGGCAAUCCAGAACAGUAUAGUAAGAAAAGACCACCAACAGCUGGCUAUCAGUUCAAGAACUCUAUUGCUGAACUCAUGAAGAAUUUACUCGCUAAGAAUCCAAACUACAUUAGGUGCAUCAAGCCAAAUGACUUCAAAAAACCAGACACUUAUGAUGAGACUAUUAUCAGACAUCAAGUUCGUUAUUUGGGUUUAAUGGAGAAUGUGAGAGUGCGUAGAGCUGGUUAUGCAUUUAGACAACCAUAUGAAUUAUGUCUACAACGUUACAAGAUGUUGUGUCCUAGGACCUGGCCAAACUGGAAUGGAACGCUGAAAAACGGUGUCACAGAAAUAUUGAUACAUAAUCGCAUCCCAACAGCUGAAUUCUCAUUUGGAAGGACCAAGAUCUUCAUUAGGUCUCCAAGAACACUAUUUGAUUUAGAAGAGUGGAGACGGCGUAAAUUGAAUGACAUCGCUACUAUUAUUCAGAAAACAUUCCGUGGCUGGCGACAGUGGCGUUCAUACCAGGAGCUGCGUAAUGCUACAAUUGUUGUCCAGAAACGAGUGCGGGGUCAUCAGGCCAAGACUCGUUAUCGAAAGAUGCGUAGAGCUGCCAUUAUAAUAGCAGCAUACUGGAGAGGAACGGUGGCAAGAAAAGAAAAAAGACGAUUGAAGUAUGAAGCCAAAUGCAAAUGGGCUAUUGGAGUCAUUGUCAAGUUCUACUUGGGAUGGAAGAUUCGUAAAGAAUACAGAAAGAAGUUCCGUUCUAAUGCUGGACCUAAAAUCUAUGAUUUCCUCAAAAAAAGAAUGAAAAUGAGGUUUCUACUGAAGAUCAGAGACAACUUGCCAAGUAUGUCUCCAUUGGACACUAAAUGGCCUAAGUGCUCCCCUCUUUAUGAAGAAACAUCCAAUGAACUGAAGCAAAUAUUCAUCCGAUGGAGAGCAAUGAAGUAUAGGAAGAAAUUUGAUGAGUCCACUCGCCAUCGGAUUGGUGAAAAAGUCAGUGCAAGUGGUCUGUUCAAAGACAAGAAAGAACUCUAUCCUUCAUCGGUUGCUGUACCAUACCAAGGAGACUAUGUACGAUUACAAAAUAACUCUAAGUUCAAGAGAGCAGCACAAACUAGCAAUGAUCAACAUAUUCAGUUCUCAGACAUUCUUACAAAACUUAAUAGAUCAAAUGGAAAGGGAGUCCCGACAUUAUUUGUAGUUAGUUCUUCAUCUAUUCAGUUAUUGGAUUCCAAGACCCUGGAAAAGAAAUACCGAGUACCACUCACAGAAAUUACCAAUUUAUCAGUUAGUCCCUACAAUGAUGGACUCUUUGCAAUUCAUGUAAAUAAGGGCAACCCUAGCAAUAAAAAAGGAGAUUUCCUGUUUGUGUCUGACAAAGUUAUUGAAAUCAUUACCAAGCUACACCGAGCUGUUCAGCAAGCCACUAAUAAAGCAAUCUCUGUUGUCAUAAAUAACAAAUUCCCUCUUCACUUCAAUGGAAGUCAAAUACAGCUAGCUUACACUUGUAUAGACAAGAGACAAACACGAAAAGAUCCAGUGUGUAAACGGAAAGGAAAACGUUUUGAUGUAGUCGUGUGAGAUACUGAGAAAGUAAAGCAGACAUUUUUAAUACUCUGGGCAAUAAAUCACUAUUACUGUGUGCAUUCAAAAAGAAACAAAUUUAUUUUAUUAAAAACAAAAGUUGAUAGUAGACUUAAAGCUAGUGAUGUUGUUUGCAUGGUUUUAUUUUACUCAUUAAAUUAUAUUGAGAAAAUUAUGCAAAUCACAUCAUAAGGCAGUUUCAGAAAUGUUUAUUAUUUUGUUUUUACAAAAGAAAAAACAAUAGUUUACCUAAUACCUGUCACUGAUGGCGCUAUAUAGUUUGGUUAUCAGAAAGUGAUGAGUGAUCUGCUACAGUCUGGACUGUGUUUCUGUAUACAUUCUUGGCUAUCUAUUUGAAUACUAUGUAAACUACCUAUUUUUGAUGCUAUUACAACAGCAUUGCACAGCUGUAUUCAUAAUUAAUUCGUCCUAUUAUAGUUCUUAAUUUAAGCGUGUUUGCCUUUACCUUACUCUGAUUGGUCAUGUUACAUCGGGUCAGAAACCAAUCACAGAAAUUUGUAAAUACUCUAGGUGAAUCUUUUCCAAUUGGUGCUAGCUAAUUCCUCAAUAUGUAGUUGUCAUGGCAACUCUUGAAUCUGAGCUACUUUAUUGUCUGCAUUUGUGAUUCACAUGACAUAUCACCAUUUUUUUGAAAUUCUAUAUCUAAACGAUUUCAACAUGCAACAUAAUAUACUAGUUUAUUCAACACAUUGACAUGGCAACAUAAUAUACUAGUUUAUUCAACACAUUGACACGGCAACAUAAUAUACCGGUACUAGUUUAUUCAACACAUUGACAUGGCAACAUAAUAUACUAGUUUAUUCAACACAUUGACAUAGCAACAUAAUAUACUAGUUUAUUCAACACAUUGACAUGGCAACAUAAUAUACUAGUUUAUUCAACAUCAAACAAUUGUUUUAUUUACGGAUGCUGGUACUUAAAUGAAAUGUUCCUCAAAUUACUGUCCCGUCUAGAUUGACUAACUCACCCACCCCAGGAAAUAAUGGGGGAUUCCAAAGUCAUAAGUGCUGCAGAGUAUGCACCUGUAUGUAAAUUUAUUAUUGUUUCUAAUUACUUCUCUAAUUGCAUUUACAGUAAUUAUUAAUUAAGCAGCAGAUAUCUGUACAUUUUUGUAAUGUAACCACACUUGAGCUGUGAUUUUCUUGACACCAACUUUACUGUAGUUAUGCUGAUUUACUGUAUUGUGCAUUUAAAUAGAUUUAUCAUUGUUUUGUUAGUAGUAUAUGGUUAUUGCAGUAGAAAUUUGAAUUCUUGGUUUAGCAUUGAAAAUCGCAAUUUACAUUUACAUGUAGUGCUAUGGCUACCAUCUCAUUUAAGUGUACCUGGUCAGCCACGCCCCCUCCAGAUUAUUGUAAUUUUCUAAAUAAAAGUGUGCUUUGUGCCUUUCAAAACUCUGCCCAAUAUACAUAUUAAAUAAAUUAAUAGUUUCUAUAUACCUUGAACAUCUUUAUGAUUGCUCACUACAAGUAUAAUAUAUAUUAAGAUGUACUAUCUUCUUAGUCCCAGUUCAAAAAGAACUACUUCAGUCAAUCUCAUUAAAAUAAAAUACAUGUAUAAAAAUAUUAGUAUUGUUCUUGUUCCUCCAAGUAAUCUCAAUAUAUUUCAAUUAUUAGGACUUUAUCCUGCUCAUAUCUUGUUCUCUAGUUAAACAGAAUACAAUUUCUAAUUUGCUGGGUUUAGUUCAAGAUUUCUGAUAUUUUCUUCUUUUAUGAUUAGCUUUACAUUUUAAGAAAACUGUCAGAUAAUUAUGUUAUAGGUCAUUGUAGGCACAUGUAUUUGUUGUUUUAUUUAAAUUCAGCAACUGUAAACAUUUGGUAUAAGUCUGAAGACUACCUGCAAGGCAUGACUGGUGUAGUCUUGUAUAUCUUGGUUUGUUUUAUAAGUUCUGACUGACUUGAUUACUUUGUAUAUUGUUCAGAAAAAUAAUUAUAACAUAAUUUAAGAUAAAUUUACAACAGUUUUUAUCUUCUAAGUUUCCAAGUCUGCAAAAUCAAUUUACAGUUUAAAAAUAUAAUAUUUGCCAAGUCUUUGUAAUACAUUGUAACCCUAUUACAUAAUGUAUUCAUAUUUUCAUUUUAGUAAAAUGAAAAACAAAUAUAAUCAUGAUAAUCAAUUCAGACCAAAUCAAAAUAGUCAGUUCAACAGAUAUGUGCAUUUUUUUCUUAUUUCGUGUAAUUCAAGUUAUCGCAACACUUGUGUGUUUUGUCUUAUUAAUUGCUGCAGUUUUUAG
This is a messenger RNA of Saccoglossus kowalevskii, 5714 nucleotides long. Its product is annotated as unconventional myosin-Ia-like. The record is from RefSeq and is a predicted model, not a curated record. Gene Ontology annotation, biological process: actin filament organization; endocytosis; actin filament-based movement. Lineage: Eukaryota; Metazoa; Hemichordata; Enteropneusta; Harrimaniidae. Gene Ontology annotation, cellular component: plasma membrane; microvillus; myosin complex. Gene Ontology annotation, molecular function: actin filament binding; microfilament motor activity; ATP binding.